AUACUUUCUAUAAUAAAUUCCUAGUUGACGUAGGUGUACUUUUUGAGUUUUCCUCUCAUGUAUGAAUUAUAGGGUGAAAAGUAGGUGAAAUUUUAAUCAAGAAUGAAUUUCAACUUAUUUCAGGAAGGAAAUAAUACUUUUCCUAGUUUUCAAAUUAAAAAUGAUGAAAAUAUAAUGAGUAUUCCUUCGUCAAUGGAAAUUCCAUUUGUUGCACCUUCUUCUGCUGCUUUCGACGCUUUUAAUCAAAAUUUAAAUACACCACUGAGCCCGGAAACGGAAUUAUUUAUUAGGGCACCCCCUGCCGAUGCUCAUGCUCAUCUGAAUAAUACCGAACUCUUUCGGGUGCCAGGCAACUUAAAUUUAGGUAUUCAGCCUUCUCUGCUCCAACCAGCUGGACUUUUGAGCAAUUCUGUUUUAAGACCAGAAAGCGAGGUUUAUGCCCACAUCUCUAGUCAUGACUACGAUUUGUAUAAUAUAACCUCGCAACCUUCGGCUGGAUGUGUAGGAGCUCCUAGCUUCUAUCCUAUUUCGAAUGUGCUAAUUGGAACAGCUACUUCAAUGAUUCCUGCCUUUUCUAUAAGGCCAAAUGGUGCUUAUACCACCUGUACGACUGCCCCUCAAUGGAUAGCAAUCAAUAGAGUUGCUCAAAAUGAUCAGGAAUUCCAGAGGUAUAUACUUCCUAAUGGAAACAUAAAGUACAACAAGUAUAUUAAUAAAAAAGCCCUUCUUCCACGCAAACCUCUAAAAUCUUGCUCAGAAUGCAAAGCUACGGAAACUCCGCAAUGGCGGCGGGGUCCAAAUGGAAGGGUAAGUUUAUGCAAUGCUUGCGGGAUAAGAUAUGACAAACGCAGGAAAGAAGUUGAGGCUUUGGCCGAAAAGAGUAAAAUUAGUGGUGUUGUAUAACGAGGAAAUUUCAAACAAUCAAUGCGUGUAAUAAUAUUUUUAAUAUAUAAGAAGUUUUUGUUUU
Molecule: messenger RNA, 967 nt
Organism: Zophobas morio
Lineage: Eukaryota; Metazoa; Arthropoda; Insecta; Coleoptera; Tenebrionidae
Product: GATA zinc finger domain-containing protein 12-like
Exons: 9
Coding region: 103-903 (266 amino acids)
Biological process (GO): regulation of DNA-templated transcription
Molecular function (GO): sequence-specific DNA binding; zinc ion binding
Source: RefSeq, a predicted model, not a curated record